Peniophora sp. CBMAI 1063 is the source of this 687-nucleotide messenger RNA. The record is from the annotation of a GenBank genome assembly. NCBI's taxonomy places the organism in Eukaryota, Fungi, Basidiomycota, Agaricomycetes, Russulales, Peniophoraceae.
AUGGCCGACAUCAUGAACCCCCAGCAGGAGCAGCAGCCGCACUACGCCGCGAGCGAAGCAUCAACCGAGCGCGACGAAGCGCAGGUCAAAGCCGACAACGAGCUCGCCGAGCGCCUAUCCCGCAUCAUCGAAGAUGCCAACAAGCGCGUUAUCCCCAUCAUCAAGAUGCUUCGGCAGAACAUCGAGAACUUUGAGGCGCAGAAGGAGGAUGACAGGAACGAGGACGAGCUUAUCAAAGCCGUUAAGCCGCUCAUCGAACAGGCUGAGAAGGUGCUCUACGAGACCAACGGCGCCAUCAAGGGCGCGGACCCAGACAACCGCCUCACGAACCGCGCGCAGCGGCACGUCGACGACCACAAAGCAUCUCCCGAGGAGCAGCGCCUGGCCGAAGCUCUGAAGGUGAUGAUCACCGAAGUCGGCGGCACGAUCGACUGGGCGAAGAACAAGAUCAACGGGUUCCCGAAGGCGAAGCGCGAGCUUGGGCCGUUGCUUGAUGCGCUGGGCCAGCCGCUCACCCAGAUCAUCGGCGGCGUCGGUCUGCUCCUCGCUGGCGUGCUCAACCUCGUGUCGCGCUUGUUGUCCGGUCUUGGGCUCGAUUCGCUGCUGAAGGGCUUGUUCUCGGCUACUGGGCUCAGCGCCAUUGCGAAGGGUCUGCAGCUUGAUAAGAUGCUUGGAGUGAAGUUCUGA